Molecule: messenger RNA, 3596 nt
Organism: Vollenhovia emeryi
Lineage: Eukaryota; Metazoa; Arthropoda; Insecta; Hymenoptera; Formicidae
Exons: 3
Biological process (GO): proteolysis
Molecular function (GO): aspartic-type endopeptidase activity
Source: RefSeq, a predicted model, not a curated record
AUGGACGGCGAGAAGCAAGAAGGGGCUUUACUCGGGGUGCCACCCCUGCAGCCGACUCGCGCAACUUCAAGGUCGCCCUCUCCGACAGACUCGCUGGUGACCGUGCGGGGUGUCUCACCGGCAGGCACCACGCGGUCUCACGCUACUGUAGGACAGCUGUCCACGGAACUGGCGCUCAAAGUUAGGGCGCAGAUGAAUCGGUUGACAUUACUCCAGGAGAGGCAAGCACGUCUGCCAACGAUGACAUCACUCGAGCAGGUACUGGAGCUUAAGAGCAACGUGGAUGACACCCUUAAGGUGUUUCUCAAGGAGCAUGCAUACUUUGAAGCAGGAUGGCCUGCCUCGUGUCUGGAUCACGCAUAUUUUGCUGACAAUAUCUUCCUGGAGGCUCAGCGAGUGGCCUCAUUUCUCAAAGAAGAAAUAGCCAAGGCUAAAGGCUCACUGCUGGCUCAGCCGUCCUGCUCGUCGACCGGCUCAACACCUGUCACCCAUACAAAGCUACCUGACAUAACAUUGCCAGAAUUUAGUGGCAACUAUCCAGAAUGGCCCACGUUCAGGGACCUGUUCAAGAGUCUCAUCUUGGAAAACGCUCGACUAUCCGACGUAGAGAGACUUCACUAUUUGAGAGGCUGUCUCAAGGGAGCACCGGAGCGGCUCGUCAUCGGAUUCCCGCUCACGGCACAAUCAUUGAGUUUGGCGUGGGACUUGUUAUCAUCGCGAUAUGAUAAUAAGCGAUUGAUAAUUCAAGCGCACUUGGAUCAGAUUUCCUCCGUCACCGCUGCGCACAAAACUGCGGCGUCGCUCAGCAAGCUCAUCAGUACGGUGUCGGAUGCGAAAAAGGCGCUGCUCAAUAUGAAUGUGGAGGCGACGCUCGGAGACCAUCUAUUAGUAUACCAUGUUUCCAAGCGGCUUGAUCCAGAUACUCGAGAGGCGUGGGAGAUCUCGUUGGGUGCAUCGCAAGAGUAUCCAUCGUUUCAAAAGCUCCACACAUUCCUAACGGCUCGAAUACGGGCGCUCGAGAGACUUGAGCCCGCUCAAAAACGGACUGCUCACCAGGCAACAAAGGAAUCAAAGACUCCCGCAACGUCGAAAACCACGGCCUUCGCUCAGAGUUCCACAGCUCAUCCAUGCGACCAGUGUCAGGGUGAGCAUUACAUCAUUGGGUGCGAACAGUUUAGGAAAUUGACGCCCACAGCGAGAAAGGCAGUAGCUGAGAAGAAGCGUUUGUGCUUCAAUUGCUUGGGUCGGCAUAACGCGAAAGAAGGUGGUGCAGUUGUCAACAUCGGCGCAACUCACACUCACGUCAAGGCAUCCCUUCUGGGAACUGCCAUUGCACAGGCGGUAACAUCGGUGACAGCACAUUCAGUCAGAUUACUCGUGGAUUCAGGCUCAGAAUUAACAUUUGUAUCGGAACAGCUCACACGUCAGCUCAACAUUCCUCGGCAGUCCUCAUCAGUCACCAUCAAUGGCAUUGGAGGAGCAAAAGCAACGCAGACUCUCGGUCUUGUCCAGCUUCGACUGAAGUCCCUCCACUCUAAGGACAUCGUGACCAUUGAUGCUCAUAUUCUCAAGAAACUCACGACAUUGAUUCCAUCUGUCAAGGUCAAGCAUGGUCAUUGGAAACAUGUUAAUGAGCUGUGCCUAGCAGAUCCGGAAUACUACCGUCCUCGAACAAUCGACAUCAUUGUCGGAGCCGAUCAUUACGGCUCUAUCAUAAGGCCAAAAAUGAUAAAACGAGAUCCAAAUUCACCAGUAGCUCAACUAUCGAUCUUCGGGUGGAUUAUUCUAGGACCAAUCAAUGCAACCGACUCGUCAUCUGUGUGUGCGCAUCAAGUUGCGGCUCAUAAGGAAGACGCUCUUCAGGAACUUCUGGCGAAAUUUUGGAUUCAAGAGGAGGCGCCUGAAGAUGUUCAACCAACGCUCACAUCAGAGGAAGAGGAAUGUGAAACUUAUUUUCGGACUACUCACACAAGAGACCCAUCAGGAAGAUACGUGGUGCGGAUCCCGCUCAAAUGUUCACCAUCAGUGCUGGGGCGUUCACAACUGACUGCCUCAAGAUGUCUGCGGAGAAUCAUUCGUCGGUUGGGCAAGGAUGCUCAUUACAAUCAACUGUACACCAACUUCAUGAGGGAGUACGAGGAACUCGGGCAUAUGCGGAGAGUAAGUGGCAACGAUUCUGAUCUCGUGGAAAACCUGGCACAUGAUGCCUCGGCGUCAGGAGGGUUAAGGGACACGGGUGACGUUUCAGCCAGCUUCUCUUCCGCCCAUCCUCCGUACUAUUUGCCUCAUCAUGGAGUGUUCAAACCAGAUAGCUCAACGACGAAGCUCAGAGUCGUAUUCAAUGGCUCAAGUCCAACCUCAUCGGGAAGAUCAAUCAAUGACAUCAUGCACACAGGGGCAAAUCUAUUGCUAAAUGUAAUGGACGUGCUCACCUGGAUUCGACACCACCGCCAUAUCUUCGCCACGGACAUCACAAAAAUGUAUCGACAAAUACAAGUACACAGAGGUGACUGGAAUUUACAACGAGUGCUAUGGAUUGACGACCAGCUCAACGAGGUUCCCUUCCAUCUCACCACAGUCACCUAUGGCACGAAGGCAGCUCCGUUUCUCGCCACUAGAGUCUUGCUCCAGUUGGUCGAGGAUGAAGCACAAGAGAAACUCACAAAACGCCUCGUUCUAUCGGAAGUGGCUCAGAUAUUUGAUCCACUUGGCCUUGUCUCUCCGGUGGUAAUCAAGGCCAAGGUAUUACUACAAGAGCUCUGGUUACUCAAGCUCGGCUGGGAUGAGCCCUUACCAGCGUCAAUUGGCUCAAGGUGGCUCUCAAUAAGAAAUCAACUCAACUCGCUGGCCAGCGUCUCAGUUCCACGGUGGCUAAACACAUGGAGUGACUCAGUAGUGGAACUUCAUGGAUUUUCGGACGCAUCUCAGCUCGCCAUGGGAACAGUCAUUUAUCUGACUGUAAGAUCACCGUCCACCGGCUCGUGCUCAGCAUUAGUGUGCUCUAAAACGAAAGUAGCACCGCUGAAACGACUCACAAUACCGCGGCUGGAACUCACGGCUGCACUCAUGCUCGCAAAGCUCGCAGCUCAUAUUAAAGCCACACUGAAGCUCAAGGUCAACGCAACACAUAUGUGGACGGACUCUCAAGUUACGCUCAUCUGGAUCAGAUCGCCUGCAUCUCGCUGGAGGGACUACGUUAGGAACCGAGUUACGCAAAUUCAAGAAUUGUGCACAGAUACCAUCUGGCGUCAUGUUCCUGGCAGUAUGAAUCCGGCAGACUGCGCGUCUCGAGGUGUUACCACAGACCAACUCAAGGACCAUCCGUUGUGGUGGACCGGGCCACAAUGGCUCACCAAAGAUCAAACGUCAUGGCCGACUCAACCUGAAUUGUCUUCAUCGCUCGGAAAUACAGAGGCUCGUCCGGGAGUGACGCUACUUGUUGCUGCUCCUAAGCCUACAUAUCAUUGGGACCUAGUGUUCCGAUAUUCAUCCCUAAUCAAGCUAUUAAGGAUCACUGCUAUCUGCAUGAGAAUCGCUCACAAGCUCAGACGAUCACUAAGCUCACCUCCAGCUCGCACCACAGCUCAGGACUUGGA